Molecule: messenger RNA, 1281 nt
Organism: Anneissia japonica
Lineage: Eukaryota; Metazoa; Echinodermata; Crinoidea; Comatulida; Comatulidae
Exons: 1
Coding region: 1-1281 (426 amino acids)
Source: RefSeq, a predicted model, not a curated record
AUGUUCAUUCAAGAAAACGACGGCAAACGUGAAGACCGCGACAAUUUAACGAAGGGCGAACGCUACUCUAUCAAACAGUUAAAACGCAACAACGAUAUCACAAUAAAACCAGCAGAUAAGGGUGGUUCUAUUACCAUUAUGGACACUAAUGAUUACAUCUCUGAAGCCGAAUCUCAACUAUCUAACGAACAAUUUUAUAAAUCACUACCCAAGGAUUUCACUAAAUCCUUCAAGAGAGAAGUCAAUCAUUUGUUAGCCGGAUUAGGAGACGACAUCAAGAAGGCUACACAAAAUUUAAUCCCGAAUGAACCCAAACCGGGCACUUUUUAUUGUCUACCUAACUUGCACAAACUACCCAAGCUUACCUCUGAGGCUACCAAGACAAACCCUGAGCCGAUAGGAUUAGACACUCUUUCAACCCCGACGAAAAUCUACGACCUUGCUAAAUCACUACAUAUUACUCCACCAGGUAGACCGAUCAUUUCAGGAAGAGGGACACUCACUGAACAUCUAUCAGGUUAUAUCGACUCUAUCUUGAACCCGCUUCUUAUUAACAUUCCGAGCUUCACGCAAGAUUCCACCCAUUUCCUCAGGAAACUCAGUAAUGUACAACAACUCAAUUCUGACGCGCUACUAGUGACUUUGGACGUUACAUCACUAUACUCAAACAUCCCUCAUGAAGAAGGUGUAGCUGCAUGUACGAAGUUCCUUAAUCGGUUUUAUUCUUAUGAGACAACUUCAGAUAUUUGCUCAAUCAUCGAAUUUAUCUUGAAACAUAACAAUUUUAUGUUCAAUGAAAAACAUUUCCUACAAACCAAAGGAACGGCAAUGGGAACAAGAAUGGCGCCAAGCUACGCCAAUAUUUUUAUGGCAGACCUCGAAGAUCGUAUAUUAUCCAACUACCACCUCAAACCGACAUUCUACACCCGAUACAUCGAUGAUAUUUUUCUCAUAUGGGAACAUGGUCUAGAUUCUCUGAAACAGUUUGAAACGUAUAUCAAUAAUAUUCACCCCAGCAUAAAGUUCACACUAGCGAUGUCUCGCACUGAGAUACUAUUUCUCGACAUCACAACGAUGCUCCAUAACGGCGAUCUAUCCACGACUAUCUACUCUAAACCAACGGAUAAUCACAAAUACUUAGACUAUUUCAGUUUUCAUCCUAUGAACUUAAAACGAUCCAUUGUUUACAGUCAAGUUCUCCGUCUCAAAAGAAUUUGCUCAGAGCCCACUGAUUAUGCAAAGCAAAGUAUCGUCUCUCGCAUCACAGUUCAUAAAAUGUAG